UCCUGAAAUAAGAAGUAAUUAAUUAAGAGAAUAAAGUAAAUGGUUUCCUAGCCAAUGAAACACCACCUUUCAUUUUAUUAUCAAUUAUAAUUUUUAAAAGGACUUAAUAAAUGCUUAAUUUAUCCUGGCGAGGUGUCAUUCCCUCAUGUAAAAAUAAGAAAGUCAAAAGGCUUGCCUACCGUACAUUUAGUUCCUUCGCUCUUGCAACAUACAUGUUUCUUUUUGCUUUUAACUCUUGAUUGAAUACCUCCCCAGUUUCUUUUUUGCUCCCUGCUCAGCCUCGUGUAUGCCCUAAGUUCUUGUUCUGCUGAGCUACUAAGUUAGUAUUCUAUGUUAUCAGCAUUGGACAUUACAUAAUAAGAAUGGUUAUCAUUAUUCAAUGCCCACUGUCUCAUGUAAGCGUCCUCACAUCUUUUGAGAAAGACGUUAAUCCCAUUUUGUAGAUGAGGAAACUAAGGCAUAGGGAGAUUACAUAGCUAGUAAUGUUACAGCUAGUCUUAUGACUGACAGUGUUUUGCUCUUCUGAGCCUGAAGUACAUGCUAUUUCCACUGUGAUAAAUAACCUUAUCAAAGACUCUGAAGUUACCACUCCAACUCUCGUUGGCUUCUGUUCCUUUAAAUAGCGAUACUCCUUUAGCACCUUGAUCUGUUUCCCUUUUUCCUCUUACCUGCUCUUUUUGGUUGACCAUAUCUAAAUUAGUAGCUCUACCUACCAUAUAUUUACUGAUGACUCUAAAAUGUGUUGUUUUUAGUGUGAACUUCUCUCCUAACGCAUAUAAACAAAUGCCUGUGUCCUAUAUACAUGCCCUUGGAUAUCGUGUAGAUGUCCGUUAUACCCAGCAUCUCCCAAACUGAAAUCAUCACCUUUAUUCCUAAAUUUACUCCUUUUCUUUUCUUCUCUCCCUCUGUUAGUACUAACACCGUUGUCCAUUAACUCAAAGCAGAAAUCUCAAUAUAUCAUCCUAGACUACUACUUUUUUUUCUGAACUCUGACAUCCAGUGAGAUCCAGAGGACUCAAUCUCUAAGAAUUUCUUGAAUUUCUCUUUUUCUCUCAACUGUCCUGAGUCAUUGAUGUCAUAUGUGUGUAUAUUGAAUUUCAGGUACCUUUGAGAAACUUCAAGUGAAGGUAUUAAGUGGAGAUACCUUAGGAGCUUAAGAGAGAGUUCAGGACUGGAAGUCCAGAUUUGAAUCAUCAGAACAUAGAUAUCCAUUCAAAGUGAGAGGAGGAAAUUAACCUUUGGAACAUAUAGUGAGGAGGGAGCCAAGAACAUGGCUUUAGUAAACAGUUUACAAUACUUGGUAGAAGAGGAACCCAGGAGGGAACUUGCAGAGUGAAGAGUGCGUGAUACAGUGUAUCACUGUAGAGAGAGCCAGACUGUAUAUUUACCUUUUUCCCCAAAAGUACUUUCCUUCUCCACUUCUGUAUCUUGGGUUCGGUUCUUCCUCUGCAUUGAGCGCCCUCUCUCUCUCUCUACCCACCUAAAGGAUACCUGUCACUGGGGCACAACUCACAUGCCGAUGUUCCUGGAACAUGUUUUCCAUGUUCGAUGUUUCAGUGUUUUCUGAUCCUCCAGCUGGAUGGAUUUCCCCUUCAGUGUAUUACUUAGACCAAAGAUGUGACUUAUAUAUGUCCAUUCACUGGUGCUGUACGAGGAACUCUGACUGUCACGAAUUACAGGUUAUAUUUUAAAAGCAUGGAACGGGAUCCCCCAUUUGUUUUAGAUGCCUCUCUUGGUGUGAUAAGUAGAGUAGAAAAAAUUGGUGGUGCUUCUAGUCGAGGUGAAAAUUCUUAUGGACUAGAGACUGUGUGUAAGGAUAUUCGGAACUUACGGUUCGCUCAUAAACCUGAAGGGCGGACAAGAAGAUCUAUAUUUGAGAAUCUAAUGAAAUAUGCAUUUCCUGUCUCUAAUAACCUGCCUCUUUUUGCUUUUGAAUACAAAGAAGUGUUCCCUGAAAAUGGGUGGAAGCUAUAUGACUCUCUUUUAGAGUAUAGAAGGCAGGGAAUUCCGAAUGAAAGCUGGAGAAUAACAAAGGUAAAUGAGAGGUAUGAGCUUUGUGAUACAUAUCCUGCCCUAUUGGUUGUGCCAGCAAAUAUUCCUGAUGAAGAAUUAAAGAGGGUGGCAUCCUUCAGAUCAAGGGGCCGUAUCCCAGUUUUAUCAUGGAUUCAUCCUGAGAGUCAAGCCACAAUCACUCGAUGUAGCCAGCCCAUGGUAGGAGUGAGUGGAAAGCGAAGCAAAGAAGACGAAAAAUACCUUCAAGCUAUCAUGGAUUCCAAUGCUCAGUCUCAUAAAAUCUUUAUAUUUGAUGCCCGGCCAAGUGUCAAUGCUGUUGCCAAUAAGGCAAAGGGUGGAGGUUAUGAAAGUGAAGAUGCGUAUCAAAAUGCAGAACUCGUUUUUCUGGAUAUCCACAAUAUUCAUGUUAUGAGAGAAUCAUUACGAAAACUUAAGGAGAUUGUGUACCCUAACAUUGAGGAGACUCACUGGUUGUCUAACUUGGAAUCUACUCACUGGCUUGAACAUAUUAAGCUUAUUCUUGCAGGGGCUCUUAGGAUCGCUGACAAAGUAGAGUCAGGAAAGACGUCUGUGGUUGUGCACUGCAGCGACGGAUGGGACCGAACAGCUCAGCUAACUUCCCUUGCCAUGCUCAUGUUAGAUGGCUACUAUCGAAGCAUCCGAGGCUUUGAAGUCCUUGUGGAAAAAGAAUGGCUAAGCUUUGGACAUCGAUUUCAGCUUAGACUUGGCCAUGGAGAUAAGAACCACGCAGACGCAGACCGAUCGCCUGUUUUUCUUCAGUUUAUUGACUGUGUCUGGCAAAUGACAAGACAGUUUCCUACAGCAUUUGAAUUCAAUGAAUAUUUUCUCAUCACCAUUUUGGACCAUCUAUAUAGCUGUUUAUUUGGAACAUUCCUCUGUAACAGCGAACAGCAGAGAGGAAAAGAGAAUCUUCCUAAAAGGACGGUGUCACUGUGGUCUUAUAUAAACAGCCAGCUGGAAGACUUCACUAAUCCUCUCUAUGGGAGCUAUUCCAAUCAUGUCCUUUAUCCAGUAGCCAGCAUGCGCCACCUAGAGCUCUGGGUGGGAUAUUAUGUCAGGUGGAAUCCACGGAUGAAGCCGCAGGAGCCCAUUCACAACAGAUACAAAGAGCUUCUUGCUAAACGAGCGGAGCUCCAGAAGAAAGUAGAGGAACUACAGAGAGAGAUUUCCAACCGAUCAACCUCAUCCUCUGAGAGAGCCAGUUCUCCUGCACAGUGCGUCACUCCCGUCCAAACUGUCGUGUGAAAGGACCGUUCGAGAGGGGCCGUCGUUGCCAUGAACUCUGGAUCCCAGUGGCAGCUUUAGGAGCAUAAAGUCUUCUGAAGUUAGAACCCACCUGUGAGAGAAAUUCAGUUGCUUUAUUUAUUGUAAAUCUCUCCAGGAUGGGUUUGGAACUGUAGCAGUGCAGGUGGCAUAAGUGAAUAAACCCCAUAUGUAAUUACGUGAUUAUGACACUAAUCUUCUAAGUCACCCAAAGAAUAUUAAGAUGCUUCCAUACCGGAUCCACAGUGGGAACAAGUUUGAUUUUAAAAUCAAACUACAAACCACUCCAGAAAUAUACCUCUUGAUGGAAGAGAACUCACUGGACAGAGGGAAGGAGCAUCAGUUUUCACACCAAACCAACACUGAAAUUCUGUGGCAUUAUAUAUAUUGAGCCUCGAUGUCAUGAAAGUUGAAAAUCAUUGGAUACACCUUUCCCCAUCAUGGGUUUUUCUUUUUUGUAGUAGAGUGAUUUACUUUGGUCACCUUUCUGCACCCACACGCUUCACAUACGGUAUGGCAAAGUCUUGAGGACAUUAUGAUGUUAGUAGUAGUUGAAAACUAUUGCUGUUGUUAUUCACGUACUUAAGAUGUGUUAGGUAGCCGUUCCAAAAUGAUGCCUUAGAGAGGUGCUUGGGGUUGGGGGGCGGGAUGGAGAAGAGAAAGCAGUAGCCGUCCAGGAUUUCAAAGAAUCAUAUGCCCUUCGGAUUACUUUCCGUUGCCCAAUUACUAGAAAAAUAAUGGAACAUAUUUUACAAGUUCAUUAUCACUUUAUUUCAUUUACAUUUUUGUGUGUGUGUCUGAAUAUAGAAGUUAAUUGGUAAGUUGUGAGGCAAUAUUUUAUAAGUUUACUAGGAUUGACUUUUUUCCCCUGAAGUCUGUAUAAAUAGCUUAUGGGUGAGAAGUACUACGCUCAAAUUUUACAUGAAAUUAUUUUACUACUACUUUACUUUGCAAAUUCCGUAAUUCCACUGAAAGAUUAAGUCUACCAAAGAGCUUACUGCAUGUCAAAAUGUAUUACAGUCUCAAUGCCAGUAAAGGAAAUACUGCUUCACUGUUCACCUGCCAGUAACAGUUCAGCACUGGUGUAAACAUUUGACUCCCUGAUACCCUAAGAGCCAUAUGUUAUGUACUGUAACAAAGGAGCUUCUUCUUGGGUCUUUCAUUAAAAGAAAACUUCAACUGA
Leopardus geoffroyi (Geoffroy's cat) is the source of this 4480-nucleotide messenger RNA. RefSeq names its product myotubularin related protein 2 (gene MTMR2). The record is from RefSeq and is a predicted model, not a curated record. Gene Ontology annotation, biological process: dephosphorylation. Lineage: Eukaryota; Metazoa; Chordata; Mammalia; Carnivora; Felidae. Gene Ontology annotation, molecular function: phosphatidylinositol-3,5-bisphosphate 3-phosphatase activity. The coding region runs from base 1696 to 3279 and encodes 527 amino acids. The transcript has 13 exons.